Molecule: messenger RNA, 1099 nt
Organism: Morus notabilis
Lineage: Eukaryota; Viridiplantae; Streptophyta; Magnoliopsida; Rosales; Moraceae
Exons: 7
Coding region: 1-837 (278 amino acids)
Molecular function (GO): protein binding
Source: RefSeq, a predicted model, not a curated record
AUGACACGACAAACGGAAACUUCACACGGGAAAAGCAAAACUCCGAACAGACGCUUGCCGUUGUACGGACACCGGAGAGUUCUGGUGGUCGUUGGCCGCAUAUACGGUAUGGGAGAGAUCGUUGAGAAGAAAGGAUUAAAACCCAUAAACGACAACGACAUUAAUGGCGACGACGACCCCAAAACGACGACGAAGAAUACGGUCGAAAUCGUCGUCAGAACCGUCGGCCCAGCUCGCCCCUCUCGUCUCCGCGUCCCUUCUUCCAUCAAAGUGCAUGAGUUGAGAAAAUUGAUGGCUGGGAAUAACCAUUUACCGAUCGAGAAUUUGAGGCUUAUUUUGCGAGGAAAUGUUUUGCACGACAGUAAAAAUGGCGAGGAUGCUUGCCUGCAACUCAAUAAUGGUGAUUCUCUAAUUGUUGCUGUGAAACCAAAGCCGCCAAGUAAAAUUCUACGGGAUGGAUUCGAUGAUGACGACGACGAAGAAGAUCUGAAGUUUCAGCUUCCACAGUCAUCAAGCAGGUGGAAAAGGACGCUUUAUUGUUUCCUACAUGACAAGUUGACGCUUCCCGAUAUCCUUUUGAUGGCAAUUUUCUCUCUCAGUCUAAAGGCGUGGAUUAUUAUCAUUAUGUGGUUUAUUUUGGCUCCUGUUGCCAAUAGAUGGGGCCUUGGCCCUCUAUACAUACUAGGAACAGGCUUCGUCAUCAUUCUCCUGAAUCUUGGAAAACGGCAACCUGGUGACGUCAGUGCCUACUCCAUCUUCAAUGAAGACUUUCAAGAGCUUCCCGGAACACUUAACGCAGAUCGCCUGGAUGGGGACAUAAGGGCAGGCCGGUUCUGAGACCGUGACACACUUAACGCUGCUUGUAAAAGCACUUCUGCGAUGGCAUUGGUCUGGUUGCCGCGUGUUCUGUAAGAUUUCAAGUGGGUUUUAUUUUUUAUUUUUAUUUUUUUUCCUUUUCUUCUUUUUUGGAUGUUAUCUACCUCAUGACUAAAAGCAGUAAAGAAACUAGUGUUUACCUGUAGAGUCUGAUCCAUAGGUACACAUGGAGAAUGCUAUGCUUGUUUAUGACCAAAUGAAUGAAAACAUAAUUUUUCGAGUA